AUGCUCCUGGGGGCGCCCUGGGGAAGAUGCAGCCCCGGGCGCUGUGCGCUCCUCCUCGUCUUGGCCCUCCUGCUCGACGCCCUGGGCCUGGUGCUCCUGCUCCUGGGCAUCUUUGCGUCGCUGGAUUACUGGGACUUCUUGGUCUACUCAGGGUCCCUGAUCCUGGCUUUCAGCCUCCUGUUCUGGAUCACCUGGUACUCCCUCAACAUCGAGCUGCCUCUUGAGAAACUGGACUUGUAG
Messenger RNA from Eptesicus fuscus (big brown bat), 240 nucleotides. RefSeq names its product transmembrane protein 238 like (gene TMEM238L). Lineage: Eukaryota; Metazoa; Chordata; Mammalia; Chiroptera; Vespertilionidae. The record is from RefSeq and is a predicted model, not a curated record. The coding region runs from base 1 to 240 and encodes 79 amino acids. The transcript has a single exon.